AUGAAGUUACAUCCCCACAACUCAAGAUUGGUCAUAUCAAACAUUGCAUAUAAUGAACAAGUUGUACAAUAUUCCGCGAAAUUGCAGGAAUUGCUAUACCUUUUAUUGGACGAAAGUCAAUUAGACGAUAAUACAAGGAUCAGUAUUGAAGCAUCCCUAGCUGAACUAACCACAUCAUUACCCAUCCUGAAGCACGACAACUACGUUUAUGACUCAACCGGUUCUUCAAAUAGAAAAUUCAAAAACCGUCAAUUCCUACCUCAUCCUAAAUCAACAGACUUGACAUACCCAAAUAAUUACUUGUCAAAAAUAUUGAUAGAUAAUUUUGACUCCUUGAUAAGAUUCUCAAAGACUUAUUUUAAUUUGUCUCUAGCUUCACAAAUUACAAAGUAUACGGUUGAACUAAUUUACCAACUAUAUUAUUGGGAAAUGGUGCACCUUGUUUUUAUAAACCCUAGUAUGGUUGACUUUUUGGUCCUAUUGAAAUUUGAAAUUAUCAAUACUUCCUUUGGCCCAAUAAUCAGGCCACCUGAUACGUACUUGAAUGAUAAUAUGUUACAAGGUUUACAGUAUCCUUAUCCUUAUCCAUUUUAUAAUUAUUCGUACCAUUCGUUUAAUGGCCGCAUCGAAAAUGAUAAAUUCAAUAAGGUUAAAAUUACACCAUACAUUGAUAUAACCUUGAAGAACUACAGUGGGGCAACACAAACUAAGCGCAAAAGAGGAAGAAAACCAAAAUCAGAAGCAAAUACAACAGGCAGAGACACUGGAAGAGCAACCCCAGUUGAACUUAGUAGAACCAUUAGUGAAACGUCUGACUAUGAAAGUAAAGACAAGCGAGCCAAAACAGAGCUUAAUACUCCAGGUAUUCCUUUACCAUAUAAUCAAGGACAGACGUCAUUACAACAACCACAGAUAUCUUCCGGUUCAAUAAUGGCAUCGACUAGUCUGCGCAAUAAUGCUAAUUCUGAAGCAUCUCGUGAUGUGCCACCACCAUUGACUACAUUUUUACCAAAUGCUAGAAAUUAUCCUCAACCACAUAAUCAACAACCAAUCUUUGGAAACAACCAGUCUCCACAACUCGCUUCAAUAUCUCCAAAUACAGGAUACCAAUCAGUACAUUUAGCUUCAGGAAUUCCUCCACGAACUGAAAUUUCUGGCCCAACUAAAGGUUCAAACAUUUCUGUGCAAGGAAUGUCACAACAACAAUUACCUAGUGCACUUCCAAUUCCAAUACACCAACAAUAUGCAAAUUCUCCAUAUCAACGCAUCCAAGUUCCAAAUACAGAUAAUGAUCUGCAACUAGUUGGAAGAAACUCGGAAAAUAUUAGAAUUCCACCAAUUGCUAGCGAAUCUGCUUCUCCAGGUCAUAUGGAGCGACAACCAAUGUCUCAACAACAACAACAACCGUCCUCGGAAUCUAUUGCACGUAGUGGCUCUGUUAAUACAUCAAUUCCAAUGGUAAACCCAAUAGCUAACUAUAGGGGACUGGCAGAUAACGUUCUUCCAUCCAUUAGCAAGUUGCGCAGUGAUCAACAAUCUCCAACUUCAUUGAGUAGUAUUUCUGGAUCUCCUGAUACUAGAAGCUCACCAACAACAUCCACCUUUAGUAUUCCUAAGAAUUACCAAUUUUCAAAACCAGAUCAAUAUCAACCUCCGGGUUUGUCAUCUGGUGUACCAAUAGCAAUAGGAUCGUCACAACAAAAGUCGCAGCCUCCGCCACCACAACCUCAAUCACAACCUCAAUCACAACCACAACCACAACCACAACCACAGCUUCAACUUCAGCCACAACAACACCAACAGUCUGAAUAUGUGUCUAAUUUUGAUAGUCCACAACUGAACAUUUCUUCUACUGCAACCCCACCAGCAGUAGGAAGUUCGUCCAAUGCGUACCAAGAACAAACUAAUGAAGAAAAGACCAAGAAACAAAAGAGUGGAGUCAUUCACCAAUGUCAUUUGACGGAUCCGAACACGAUGGCAGAGUGUAUGAAGAUUUUUUACGGUAAAAACGAGUUAUUGAGACAUCAAGAGUUUGUGCACGCAACAAAGAAGAAAAUUUACAAAUGCAUUUAUUGUGCAAAAAAUGGAGCCAAGGUUCAAAGUUAUCCAAGACAUGACUCAUUGGCUAGACAUAUUCGAAGAAAGCAUGGUAUCACCGGUAAAGAGAACAAGAUGGCAGUUAACUAUGCAAAAGAAAAUGUCGAGAUUAUUGAUCCCGAUCAGUUAGUCACCAAACAACAUGAUUUUCAAGAGCACUCAACACAAGUUACUGCUGCGACACAAGUUGCACCACCUCAACAAAUUCUGUAUUCACAUCCUAUUAGAUAUGGUAGACCGGCUCCUAUCCCAUCGUAUCUCCAACAUCGUCGACUGAAUUUGUUUCCACAAACUCAUCGUCUCAAUAAAGGUCAACAACGUGCUUAUGCGAUUGCUGGAAGUCAGCCCAAUAACUCACAGGUUGCUAUUCCUCAGAGCGAAUCUCAACCCCAACCCCAAGCACAAUCUCAACCACAACCAUUACAACCGCAAGAUGCAACUGGUGUUACUACUUCCGUUUCGUUUCCAGCCCAAAGUCCACCUCCUGUGAGAUCUGGAACCAUGUUACCUUCACCUAGAGAAAUUGUCAAUUCCCCACCAUACGGUACCACGCCAAUCAAUGUGGCAUCAACCCCGAUUCACCCUAAUCCAAUCCAGAUUCCGCAUCUUCAAGAAGGUACAUCCAAUAGCGAAAACCCAAAGCAGUAA
Messenger RNA from Candida tropicalis MYA-3404, 2745 nucleotides. RefSeq lists its product as uncharacterized. The transcript has a single exon. Lineage: Eukaryota; Fungi; Ascomycota; Pichiomycetes; Serinales; Debaryomycetaceae. Bases 1 to 2745 code for a protein of 914 amino acids. The record is from RefSeq and is a predicted model, not a curated record.